Molecule: messenger RNA, 5327 nt
Organism: Eleginops maclovinus (Patagonian blennie)
Lineage: Eukaryota; Metazoa; Chordata; Actinopteri; Perciformes; Eleginopidae
Gene: asxl1
Product: ASXL transcriptional regulator 1
Exons: 12
Coding region: 290-4858 (1522 amino acids)
Biological process (GO): positive regulation of transcription by RNA polymerase II; animal organ morphogenesis
Cellular component (GO): PR-DUB complex
Molecular function (GO): chromatin binding; DNA binding; peroxisome proliferator activated receptor binding
Source: RefSeq, a predicted model, not a curated record
AAAGAGGCUUGUCCUGCAGCAGCGCCAGCCUGCACUCACACUGCUUCUGUGCUACAGAGAGACGAUGUGUGUUCAGCUAGUUUAGACAAGGCACAGUAGCGAGAUUUAUCAGAAACUAGCAGACAGCACAGCACAGCAUCGUCCCCACCUAGAGGGAGCGUCUUGUUUUGGGUCUACACAGUUCACCUAGAACGGAGUUAGCCAUUUUGCUAAGCAGCUAAACCGCCAUCGUAUUAAGGUUGCUUUAUAGACACACAGCAGGCUAGCCGCAGACACCAGCGCAGAGGAAAUGAAGGACAAACAAAAGAGAAAGAAGGAGAGGACCUGGGCUGAGGCAGCCCGAAUGGUUUUGGAGAACUUCUCUGAUGCACCCAUGACUCCCAAACAAAUCCUCCAUGUCAUCCAGACCAAGGGGCUGAAGGAGAUGCGGAGUGGGACAGCCCCUUUGGCCUGUCUGGUCACUAUGCUGCACUCCCAGGUGAGGGGAGACCGAGUCAAGAACAGCAUCUUCUUCAAGCUGCCGGGACGGAUGAGCCUCUUCACCCUAAAGAAGAACGCCCUCCAGUGGACAAAGACAACAUCAGAGUCAGAGCCAACUGAUCCAGCCAGCAGCACAGGACCAGCUUCCUGCAGCGGCACCUCUGCAGCAGGUACAGGGGCCACAGUCGGACCCAAUGAAGCCACUGGGCAGGAAAGCUGCGACUCCACAGAGACCACCGCUGCUGCCAGUGGAGACAAUGACGCCUCGGUGGACGAGAGCUCGUCCAGCGCCUCCUGCUCCGCAGAAGUGCCGGCUGUCAGCUCCCAACCCCAGACCCGCCUCAGCAGGGCGGCAGGACAGCAAGCACGCAUAGACUCACAGCAGGCCCAACAUGCCCCACACACCCAGACCAGACUGAGCCGCUCCAGACAGUCAGGGAGGCAGAGGAAGAAAGCAGUCAUGAUGCCUCGUGUUGUCCUCACCCCUCUUAAAGUGAAUGGAGAGCAUGUUCCCUCAGGUCCCAUUAAGAGGAGUCGGGGAGGGGUGGAUGUGGAUUUUGAAACACCAGGCUCAAUCCUGGUGAACACCAACAUCAGAGCCCUCAUCAAUGUGCGUACCUUCGCAGCCUUCCCCGUACCCUCGCAGCAGCAGCUGCUGCAGCUGCUUCCUGAGGUUGAUAGACAGAUUGGACCAGAUGGUAUGGCCCGACUGAGUAGCUCAGCUCUCAACAAUGAGUUCUUCACCCAUGCCUCCCAGAGCUGGAAAGAAAGACUGGCAGAGGGUGAGUUCACCCACGAGAUGCAGGUGCGUUUUCGGCAGGAAAUGGAGAAAGAGAAGAAAGUAGAGGCAUGGAAGGAAAAGUUUUUUGAAGAGUACCACGGGCAAAAGUCUGGCCUGACACAAGAAGAGUCCCUGAAGCUCACCAUGAGUGAAGCCGGUGAAGCUGCCGCGGGGGUGCUGGACACUGAUGUGGCUGCGGUGCCAGCCGGGGCCCCCAAGAGACGCAGUGUGGGUCGGCGAAGGAGAGAUGGUAGAAUGAGGAGACGCACUCGAGCUGACCUGCGUCGGAGGGCCCGUCGGACACUCUGCAAGGCCACUCCCCCUGCCCUGCAAUCUGCAGAGUCCGCUGAGCCCAGCCCUGAACCAGACCUCCCGGCAGAUUCUGUUGGCUCUCCCUUGUCCGACAACACGGUCAUCCAAGGGGAGGUGGUGCUGCAGGCUGAGUGCGGUGUGGAGCUCCCUGCUGAGAGUUCUUCCAUAGAGACAAAGACCGCUCCCACUCCAGAGCCAGUCAUAUUGUCAACCUCCACUCCAACCCCCACUCCCAGCCCCACCCCCACCCCCAGCCCCACUCCCAGCCCCACUCCCAGCCCAGCCUCCACCAGCGCAAACGAGGAGCCUGAAGCUGCGUCCCGCCUGCUCCCAGAGGAGACUGCGCCUAUACUGGCUUCUACCUCCUCACCUUCCUCGUCCUCCUCCUCUUCUUCGUCGUCAGCCUCUUCGCCUGUCUCCUCUCCAUCUUCACCUUCUGAAACACAGGGAGCCUUCGCCACCGGCCUGGACUCUUCCUCCUCCUCCUCCUCAGCAUCCUCCAGUGCUGCAGUCGCAGUCGAUGCUUUGGAUGACACCGCCUCUGCCGUCACCUCCGUCACAGGGGGGACGGCCACCAGCAGCCGUGAGAGCAGCCCGUCAGCCAGCCCAGCCCCCACCCCUGCACCCAGCGCUCAGCUCAAGGAACAAAAGAGAAGGCCCGAGGAGGCUCAGGCCUUCUCCAGCUUCCCCGAAAAAAGGCCGCGGAUUGAGGACCGUCAGUCCUUUCGUACCACAAUUGACGGUGUCCGCACGGAGAAGCCGCAGCAGACAACAGAAGAGCCCAAGGUGCCGCCUAUCCGGAUUCAACUCUCCAGAAUCAAACCCCCCUGGGUCAAAGGUCACCCAACCUACCAGAUCUGUCCCCGCAUCGUGCCCCCCGGCGAGGGCGCGCGGCGGACGGGGACGGGGGGCGCGCGCACCCUGGCGGACAUCAAAGCCAGGGCCCAGCAAGCCCGGGCCCAGCGGGAGGCCGCUGCUGCUGUUGCAGCCACUAGCGACGGGCCAGGGCCGGGGGUCCGGCUGCGGCCUGCUGCUGGGCUACCGGAUUGCAGCAAUGGACGACGAGCGAGAGAGCAUCCAGGACCUAUCGAGCCCGGAGGAGGAGGAGGAGGAGGAGGAGGAAGAGGAGGAGGAAGUGGAAGAAGGGGAGGUGGUGGGGUGGAGGAGCAGGGAUCGUCUUCAGGCACUCAUACGUCUGGAACACAACUACAGCUUCACAAGGUAGAGCCCAAGCCCCAGCCCUCUCCUUCUCUGUCCACUACAUCAACCUCCAUGUCUUCAGAGGCCCCACAGACCCCAAGCUCUCCCCAAGAGGAGGCAGCUGGAGGGCCGGACACUGGAGAGGAUGUAGAAGCAUCAUCCACUUCUGUCCUGAAUUCCUCUUACAGUCCUGAAGACAAGGCCGCUGACUCCCCCUCUCCAAAGCCUGAGGUGACAGAGUCCCCUGCUGCCCUCUCAGAGAUGGCUGAACAUGGUUCUAAAAAACCCCCACUGGCCCCAACCUCCAUCCCAGAUUCUCUUCCUAGGUUCGGAGCUCAGGGUGUGGAUGUCAUACAGACGCUGGCCAGCUCCUCCCGGCCCAAAGAUCUGGUACAGUUGAAGGAGUCUGGACUAGGCGGUGUAAUCCAGCAUGGUUCCCACCAUGUGGAGCACCAGGAUGUGUUCUCCCCCUCCGCUGCCGGGAGGCGGCUAACAGCUCAUUCCUCUGGUAGAGAGAAAGAGUAUGAGGCUGGGACACACAGUGACUCCACGGAAACGGCCUCAGACUGUGAGAAUGACCUUCAGGAGGAUGAGCAGCAGCCUGACGGGGACUGGGGCCCCCCACUGAGCAUCCAGAGAAACGGCCAGCUGGUCAUCUACAGCCCUCCCUCUAAGAACCAGCAGCCGGUCAUCCAGGCCCACGUGUCCAGCCGCCAGGGUCAGACUGUCAUCCAGCCGUGCUUCCCCAACGGCCUGCCUCACCCUCAGCAUGGCAGCCCCCGCUCCCAGGACUACCAGUCUCUCCCCACAGCCCACCAGCAGGGGCUAGGAGAUGGCGUUGUGAUCAAACUUGAGUCUGGAGAUGAGUGCAGGGCCUCCAGACCGAGUUCCACUGAAGAGGAGUGUCGGGAAGUUGUGAAGCCCUCUGCUGCCUCCAGGAGGAUGGCCAGCUCAGCCAGAGUCUCCAGUGUGGAGGCCAACAAUCCUCUGGUGACCCAGCUACUGCAGGGCAGUCUGUCCCUGGAGAAGGUUCUACCCUCACACUCUGCCAACAGGCUGGAGAUCAGCCGACUGCCAGGAUCCCAACUCCCACCUGCAGGGGCACGGACCCCAGGGCUUCCAUUCCCGUCUCCUAGCCCUGAACUGAACGCAGCGUCUCAGAGCCACAACAAGCCCCCUCCAGGUCGCCCAGUCUCCUGUCUGAUUGAGACACCAGCAGGGCAGCACCAGGCUCCGCAGGCCCCGGGGGCUGUCCCGGUCAUCACCUCUCUGCCCCCCUCCUCAACCUCCAGCUCUUUGUCCUCUAGGAGUAAGUCAGACCCUGAGACUGCUGGGGAGUCUGUGGUUAUAAGAGACUCUCAUGGCCGUCAUCCCUCACAGGGGGUCACUCCAGACAGGCCCCAGCCAGCCUACAGAACCACGCCUAAUGGCCCCUCUCCUCCCCAUGCAGACCCAUGUCCCACAGAGGUGGUGCCUACCAUCAAGAUUAACUGGCGGCCCCCACAGUCUCAGUCUCCUGCCUCCAGCAUAAAGAAUGAAGUGGGUGCACGGCCCGCAUGUCAGGCUCUCUCCAAAUCCUCCCCCAUCAAACCCAUGAGUGUUACCAAAAAAGAGCCCGGGAGCUCUAUGGACGGCUACCUGAGCGGGGGGGCAAUGGAGGGACUCCUCAACAUGGAGAUGACUUUAGCACGGAUGGCAAAGAAAGAGCACAGCAAGGCGAGCUACUCCUCUGGCUCUCCCUCUUCCUCCUCCUCCUCCUCCUCCCCCUCCUCUACUGCCUCCACCCUUCCCUUCCAGCUCUAUGGGAAGCUCCCCAAGCACGGUGGUGGAGUCAGCUACACAGCCAAUGUUUCAGUGAUGGACAGCGGUUUUUCGCGCAGCAUGGCGGACAGUGUCUUGCACCUGCGCCCCCGCCAGACCACCCUCAGCAUCCAGGCCUUCACUGACAGUACGGCAGAGGAGGUGGCGCUCAAGUGCUCGUGCCGCCUCAAAGCCAUGAUCAUGUGCCAGGGCUGCGGUGCCUUCUGCCAUGACGACUGCAUCGGGCCCUCCAAACUGUGCGUGUCGUGUCUGGUGGUCAGAUAGUGUGUGUGUGUGUGUGUGUGUGUGUGUGCGUGUGUGUGUGUGUGUGUGUGUGUGUGUGUGUGUGUGUGUGUGUGUGCUCGGUGUACAGGACAGGAGGAGCUUGGUGGCAGGAGGAGCCUUGUAUUAUAGAAUUGGUCUGUAUUUUUCGUUGUUUAAGAUUUUCAGAUUUUUUUUAGCUGUACUUAUAUAUUAUUAUUAUUAUUAUUGUUGUUGUUGUUGUUGUUAUUAUUAAUAUUAUUAUCAUUAUUGUGAAUUUGAGGCAUGGUUGAUUGUAAAUUGUGCCUUUUUUUUGUUUUCUCUCCUCAAAAACAUUUACCUCAUCUUAUCUUGCUACACCUUUCAUCAAUUGGUGGUCAUCAUUGUUUGGUCCCUUGUUUCCUCACGGACGAGGACCUGUUGUUGUCUUUGCGCAAAGAAAUAUUUUUUUAAACCAUUAAAAUGAGUAAAUAAAAUUGUUUUGCUGGUUGCA